CUUCUGCGAUAACGAGCAAUUUUCUAUUAGACUCUAUGAUUGGCGAUUUAGUGGCAUUCCUGUUGGUGUAUUCUUGUGCAUUGGCAUCGGCGGGGCAGACUCCAUUCUUUCUGACACGAGACCCGGUGCUCUCUCCUCACGUUGACGCAUUUAUCAGCGGUAUUUUAGCAGAGUGGAACACACCGGGUGGCGUCAGCGUCGCUGUCGUGCAAAAACACGGUGAUGGUACCUGGAGCGUGGAGACCAAGGGAUACGGAAAUGCCUCUGCGGACGGUCGACAAAUGACCGAAGACUCUUUGUUCUUUAUUGCAUCAAAUUCCAAGCUGUUCAAUAUUGCUGCCACGGGCCUCUUGAUUUCUAACGAAAGCUUAUCACGUCGUAUCUCCUGGGACACCAAAAUAGCGUCUAUUGUUCCGGAAUGGGAGUUAAAGGACCCUAUUGCAUCGUCUCAGAGCACGAUAACCGAUGUUAUGAGCCACCGUACUGGCCUUCCCCGUCAUGAUCUUAUGUAUGGACGGACGGAUAAUGUCACCUCAAUUCUCAAAAGACUCAGACAUCUUGAGCCAUCUGCCGAGUUCCGGGAUAUCUAUCAAUACAACAACAACAUGUACAUGCUCUUGUCCUAUCUGCCUGAACUCCUUCUCCCGCAUAAGCCAUCCUUUGCUCGCUAUGUCAAGGAACACAUUUUCGAGCCUCUAGGACUCACUUCGACUACUUAUUCCUUGGAUGUCGCUCAGGCAAGCGGCAAUCUAGUGCAAGGUAUGGCGCGAGACGGCAUUAACAAAACCGAGAACAUAUUCGGUAGGGGAACCCCAAGAGCUAUGUGGCAUCCUAACUGGUUCUUGUCGGGUGGUGAGGACGGAAACUACAAAGCGGGUGCCGGAGGCGUCAUCAGUAGUGCUAAAGAUGCCGCGACUUGGCUCCAGGCUUUGCUCGAAGAUGGACGAAAUCCCGUCACGAACGAGAGUGUCAUCCCGCCUUAUGUCAUAGAAAAAGUUGCCACUGGAAAGACAGUGCAAACGGGCUACGCAUUCGUGCCUAUUUUGUCGCACGACGUUCUCUGACACUUGAUUUAGGGCGUACCCUGAACUCUCGCCGGUGGUCUACGGUGGUGCUCAGUCCCGCUAUACAUAUAGAGGACAUGAGAUCAUAGAGCAUGGCGGAUCCACGACAGGUUAUCCGGCUGUCCAAAGUCCGCAAUAUUUCAGUGAACGCUGACUUCCCAUCACUCGUAUGUAGGUUUCAUGACGCAGAUUUCUCGAUUUCCUUCCGAUAAAUUGGGCGUCGCUGUAUUCUCAAACGACAACGAAUAUGGAGAUAUGCUUCAUGAGAUCAUCAAGUGGUACCUUGUCGAUGUCGCCUUCGGCCUUCCGCCCA
This is a messenger RNA of Guyanagaster necrorhizus, 1377 nucleotides long. RefSeq names its product beta-lactamase/transpeptidase-like protein. The record is from RefSeq and is a predicted model, not a curated record. Bases 36 to 1064 code for a protein of 342 amino acids. The transcript is spliced from 7 exons. NCBI's taxonomy places the organism in Eukaryota, Fungi, Basidiomycota, Agaricomycetes, Agaricales, Physalacriaceae.